Messenger RNA from Aegilops tauschii subsp. strangulata, 921 nucleotides. RefSeq lists its product as uncharacterized. Lineage: Eukaryota; Viridiplantae; Streptophyta; Magnoliopsida; Poales; Poaceae. The record is from RefSeq and is a predicted model, not a curated record.
AUGGAGCUGUUCCACCACGGCCAGCACGUGCGGCUGCGGAGCCGCGAUCUGGGCACGUACCUGCACGCCGACGAGGACGGGCAGGGCGCCUCCCUCCACCACCGCCGGGCGUCGAUGAACGCGGCCUGGGCGGUGCACGUGUACCAGCCCCCCCGCGCCCAGGUGCCGUACCUGCUCCUCCACAGCGCCGCCUACGGCCUGUACCUCGCCGCCACGGACGGGCCGGCGCCGGUGGGCCUCCGCGGGUUCCGCGUCGAGCUGCGCAGCUACGACCACCGCGAGGCGGACGCUGUCUGCUGGACGGCCAUCCGGACGGGGUCCGGGGACGACGUCCGGCUCCAGCACUUCAACCUCGGCUGCCUCCGCGCCAACGGCAAGUACCUCCCCUGGAACAACGGCGCCAGCAUCGGCCACAUCGACGGCACCAGCACGAUGAUGCACUGGGUCGUGGAGCCCAUCCCCGGCCGGGAGACCAUGCCUCCCCUUCCACGUUCCACCGGGCUUACCCUCCCCCGCGCCGUGCUGCCGUCGCGGCAGAUCGUGUACGUGUGGACGGACAACCACGGGGACCUCAUCACCAGCGGCUGGCACACGUUCAGGGGGAGAUCCGUGUUCCGCCUGAGGAAGGAGCUGGCCAGGCUGCUCAACGCCGUCCAAGUCUUGGGCGUCGGCGACCUCGUCUUGUGCCUCCCCACACGUGAUGGCCGGCUUUUCCCACUCCUCGUCGACCUGCCCAACAACCGCCAGCCCCUCCACGUCGCCGUCGUCGUCGUCGGGACGCCUCUGGCAUCAGUCUGUAAUGUGUUGGAAAUGGCCACUACUUCAAAGUUGCUAGCUGCAUUUCUCUUAGAUGAAGCAUCUGGUGUCCACACGGAUGUGGCGGUUCUUGCAGUUGUGUCCCCGGCGUCUGAAAAUGUAUAG